Messenger RNA from Oncorhynchus kisutch (coho salmon), 2329 nucleotides. RefSeq names its product syntaxin 3b (gene stx3b). Lineage: Eukaryota; Metazoa; Chordata; Actinopteri; Salmoniformes; Salmonidae. Gene Ontology annotation, cellular component: postsynapse; endomembrane system; plasma membrane. Gene Ontology annotation, biological process: exocytic insertion of neurotransmitter receptor to postsynaptic membrane; vesicle fusion; intracellular protein transport. The transcript has 11 exons. The record is from RefSeq and is a predicted model, not a curated record. The coding region runs from base 403 to 1272 and encodes 289 amino acids. Gene Ontology annotation, molecular function: SNARE binding; SNAP receptor activity.
UGGCCCCGUAUACGAGAAGGCGUUUACGCAUGCGUGAGCGAGAAAGUGCGUUUUAGGAUGAUUACUGGGGGCGAACGAGCGAAAGAGAUUAUGUGGGCUGUACACAACUGUUGUUUUAAUCCGCAGAGCGAAGAGAUUUAGCAAAAAAAACCACGGGUUUCUCCCCUAGCAGCCAUAUUGUAUGGACAUUUGGUGGAAAAAGCAGAAGGAAAAAAAACACUUUCUAGAAGAACCUUGCCAAGACUUUGAGAUAGUUGAUUUUCAACUCACUGGCGGUGGGAUUCCGUUCAUUAGCCAGCAGUCCAGCUGGUUGACGAAUUUCAGAGAUUGGGGAUCGUAUAUAUUUUUUAAAUUAGAGAAUACUAUAUUUACUUUUAGCUUGUUUUAUUAACAGUCGGCAAGAUGAAGGACCGAUUGGAACAACUCAAAGCUACAUGCGACAAUGACGAUGAGGAAGUGGAAAUUGCUAUUGACAAUGCAGCUUUUAUGGAUGAAUUCUUCUCUCAGAUCGAGGACAUCAGGAACAGUAUUGAUAAGAUUGAUGAGAAUGUCUCUGAAGUCAAGAAGCUCUACUCAGUCAUACUGUCUGCCCCCACAUCAGACCAGAAAACGCAGGAUGACUUGGAGGCUGUCACCAACGACAUCAAGAAGAUGGCUAACAACGCCCGCAACAAACUCAAAACCAUCGAGAGGAAUCUGGAGUCUGAGGAAGAGGAGAGGAUUUCAGCCGACAUGCGGAUACGCAAAUCACAGCAUGCAGUGCUGUCCAGGAAGUUUGUAGACGUGAUGACCAAGUACAACGAGGCCCAGCUGGACUUCAGGGAGAGGAGUAAAGGACGCAUCCAGAGACAACUAGAGAUCACUGGCAAAGCUACGACAGACGAGGAGCUUGAAGAGAUGUUAGAGGGUGGAAACUCGGCCGUUUUCACUUCAGGGAUCAUGGACUCUGGGAUCUCGAAGCAGGCUCUCAGUGAGAUCGAGGCGCGACACAAAGACAUUGUGCGUCUGGAGAGCAGCAUCAAAGAGCUACAUGACAUGUUCGUGGACAUCGCCAUGCUAGUGGAGAGCCAGGGUGACAUUGUAAACAAUAUAGAAGCUCAAGUGUGUAAAGCGCAGGACCACAUAGCAGUGGCUAAGACUGAGACCAAAAAAGCCAUCAGGUACCAGAGCAAAGCACGCAAGAAAAUGGUGAUAAUAGUGGCAGUUCUGGUUAUCGUGCUGGCCAUAGUGGCUCUGAUUAUUGGGUUGUCGGUGGGAUUGAAGGAGAAAUGAGACGUGUGCGAAUAAGAGUUGUGUAAAGGAAGACAAUCAUUAUAGCAGUGGUCUGUGCUGUGCUCGCUGUCCUCAUCCUCGCCAUCAUCCUAUCACAGACAGUAGGGUAAUAGAGGGACCACGCCCCCUAACCUCACCCUCUUCAUUCAUCUUCAUCACUCAAUCUUGCCCUCCUCCAGUUGUGAAGCCAAAGAGGGGGAUGAAGACUUAACCUAUCCCUUCCCUUGCCCUUGGACACUCCCCCCUCUCUUACUGUAACUAUAGAAAAAGGCCCAGCCAGUGUGACUUCCUAGUUGGAGCAGGCUGGUGUUCCCCUUGGGGUGGCUGAGAGGAUGAGCACCAGGUGGGAGAGAAACAAGGGGACCAAAGCUGAGACUGGUUAUUAGCCCCUGAUAAAGCUCAACAAAAAGGGAAUCUGAAAAAGUGGAAAUCUUCACCCUCACACACAACUAAAUGGACACCGUGCAACAUUUCAUUUAAAUUCUCUGAACUGCUUUCUAUUUUUCCAAUAAUGUUAAUAAUUUGAUUGAUCUUGAUCCGCACUUAAGGGAACCUGACACUCCUUUCCCCAUUACAAAAACCUAAUGACCCCCGCCACCACCCUUGCCUUGUUUUCUUGCCAUUCUGAACCCCCAAGCUGAAAAGUAGACUCCUCCAGCCCACAGAGGAAUGGUGCAUUGUUUAACUCCCCUAUGAUUCUUGUAUUGAGGGACACGAGUGGAUUUCACUUCAGUCUAUGUGAAAUCAAUGACUCUGUCCAUGUUUGAUGCCACUUGAAUAGUUUAAAAAAAAUCCUAAAGCACACCUUACCUCUGAGCGUUUGGGAGAGAUCUUCGUCGAACAUCUGAUUUGCUUCUUAUGCCUUCCUUUACAAUCUGUCCAAUCAAAUUCAUUUCAUGCACCCCACACCUCAGAUGCGGUAGCCAAUGACGAGGCUCUAAAUGGGACAUUGAGGUUCUGGAAAUUUCAAGCUGAACAUUUUAAAUGUAAUCUUCACUGUAGUAUUAUGAUGGAUUCCAGAGAUUUUAAUGAAGGAAUAAAAUAUUUAGUUUUUUAA